AUGAUGGCUAAUCGAUUAGUUGGUCUUCGUAAUCAAGUUGGACGUUGUUUUAGUACAAGUGCGACACUUCUUCAAGGAGCAUUAGGACAACAAUCACCUUUACCAACACCAUCUGGUUCAUCACCAGAAUCAUUGGCAACACCACCAGUACAUGUAUUUGGUUUAGAAGGUCGAUAUGCAACAGCAUUAUAUUCUGCAGCAUCCAAACAAAAUAAACUCGAUCAAAUUGAUGCUGAUUUUCAAAAAUUAGGUCAUGUUUUGACACAAAAUAAAAAUAUUAUUGAUUUAUUUCGUAAUCCUGGUGUAUCACGUGAACAACGUUUAACAAUAUUAAAUGAAUUAGGUUUAUCUGAUAUGACAAAGUCAGCAAUUGAAAUACUUUUUGAUAAUCGACGAGAAAAAAAAUUAUCAAAAUUUGUUACUGUCAUGAAUCGUUUAAUGGCUGCUAAUCGAGGAGAAUUAUUAUGUCGAGUCAUUACAGCUAAACCAUUAGAUGAUAAAUCACGUAAAGAACUUGAUUCAGUAUUACAACAAUUUAGUAAAAAAGGUGAAAAACUUAAUGUUGAAACAACAGUUGAUCCAACAAUAAUGGGUGGUAUGAUUGUAGAAGUUGGUGAUCGAUAUAUUGAUAUGAGUAUUUCAAGCAAGAUCAAAGCUUAUACCGAUAUAUUAACAACCAACGUCUAA
This is a messenger RNA of Adineta steineri, 687 nucleotides long. The record is from the annotation of a GenBank genome assembly. NCBI's taxonomy places the organism in Eukaryota, Metazoa, Rotifera, Eurotatoria, Adinetida, Adinetidae.